Molecule: messenger RNA, 698 nt
Organism: Manduca sexta (tobacco hornworm)
Lineage: Eukaryota; Metazoa; Arthropoda; Insecta; Lepidoptera; Sphingidae
Gene: Aptx
Product: aprataxin
Exons: 2
Coding region: 90-677 (195 amino acids)
Biological process (GO): single strand break repair; double-strand break repair
Cellular component (GO): nucleus
Molecular function (GO): mismatched DNA binding; single-strand break-containing DNA binding; single-stranded DNA binding
Source: RefSeq, a predicted model, not a curated record
UGUCAUUGGAGAUUGCUUCAAAAGUCAAAACAACAGCUGAAAAGGACAUCUAAAUAAAAGUAGCUUAGUAGAAUUUUAAAAUAAAUCAAAUGACUACAAAAAGAAGUGCAAUGACUUCCGUUCCUAGUACAGCUGCUAAGAAAGCAAGACAUUGGUCCUUAGGUCUACUAGACUCAAUGAAAGACCCUAAUUCUAUAGUUAAAAAAACGGAACGUGUUGUGGUAAUAAAGGAUAAAUAUCCAAAGGCGAAAAUUCAUUAUCUUGUACUACCACAUGAAGAUAUAAGCAGUAUUUAUAAACUAGAUAAGUCUCACAUAAGACUUUUAGAAGAAUUCGGUUCUGUGUAUAAGGAACUAAAUGAAUCUGCAGAAGUGGAACUUAAAGCCGGUUUUCAUGCAGUACCGAGUAUGCAGAGGUUACACAUGCACAUUAUAAGCAGAGACAUGAUAUCCCCAUGUUUGAAGACUAAAGCACACUGGAAUAGCUUUACAACCAAAUUUUUUAGACCAUAUGAAGAUGUAUUACAAGAGUUAAAAAAAGAUGGUUUGGUGAAGAAAAUGCCACCAGAAAUACACAAAAAUUUUAUGGCUGCACCAAUUAAAUGUAAUCAAUGUUCAUAUGAACCUAAAAACAUGCCCAAUCUUAAAGAACAUUUACUGAGUCAUACCAAGAAAUAAAAACUUAAAGUAAUAACUGUA